This is a messenger RNA of Sardina pilchardus (European sardine), 2433 nucleotides long. RefSeq names its product zinc finger (CCCH type), RNA-binding motif and serine/arginine rich 2 (gene zrsr2). The record is from RefSeq and is a predicted model, not a curated record. Gene Ontology annotation, cellular component: spliceosomal complex; U2AF complex. Gene Ontology annotation, biological process: mRNA splicing, via spliceosome. The coding region runs from base 224 to 2275 and encodes 683 amino acids. Lineage: Eukaryota; Metazoa; Chordata; Actinopteri; Clupeiformes; Clupeidae. The transcript has 11 exons. Gene Ontology annotation, molecular function: pre-mRNA 3'-splice site binding; metal ion binding.
CUCAUGCGCAGUAAUUCGGGUGUAAAUGUUUACAGUUAGCUUCAGUAGCUUGUUGCAAGCUGACAUUGAAUCAGUGUUCAUGUAUUAGUCUUAUUUACACGUCGGAAGACAUUCUGUCUUGAAAGUUAUCUUCUGAUCUUCUGAGAGGAUCAUAUAUUAUAGACUGGAGAGAGGAUGGGGGCAUUCAACUUUGACCCCAGAUAACGUUACAUUGGACGCUAAAAUGGCAGCCCUUGUGCCGCCAGCAUCAACCACGUCGUUGAGCCAAAAGCAACGACGUGCUGCACAUAGAAGAGAACGAAGGAAGAAAAGGCGACAAGCAAUUGCUAAAAGAACAGUCUUGGACCAACCAGACUGCCAAGAGGAUGACGAAGGCGAAGGUAGCGAGGAUGACGAAACAGAAGCUAAAGCCGAGGAAGAGAGGCAGAGAUUGCAUGAGCAGUGGCUUGAAAGAGAAAGAGUCGCCCAGGAGGAAUUCAGGAUAAAGAGGGAGAGGGAGGAGGCUGCUAAACGCAAAAAGGAAGAGGAGGAGAGAAGAAUUAAAGAAGAGUGGGAGGAGCAGCAACAGAAAGAGAGAGAACGGAGAGAUGUGAAGCAGCAGGCGAUAAGAGAGAGAGAGGAGGCUGCGCAGAAAAUGCUGGACCAAGCUGAAAAUGAGCUGCAAAACGGAGGUCCUUGGAGGAACCCGGAAGCGCCGUCCCAAACCGACGUGGGCACAGAGAAGGACCGAGCCAACUGCCCCUUCUUCCUCAAGACCGGAGCCUGCCGCUUUGGGGACCGGUGCUCCCGCAGGCACCAGCACCCGGCGUCCAGCUGCACGCUGCUGGUCAGGGGGAUGUUCGUGCACUACGGCAUGGAGCAGGCGCGGCGCGACGACUACGACACCGACGCCAGCCUAGAGUACAGUGAGGACGAGGUGCACCAGCAGUUCCUGGACUUCUACGAAGACGCGCUCCCCGAGUUCAGGAGCGCUGGGAACGUUGUGCAGUUUAAGGUCAGCUGUAACUUUGAGCCCCAUCUGAGAGGAAAUGUUUAUGUCCAGUAUGCCACGGAGGAGGACUGUAGCAAAGCCUUCCUGAAGUUUAAUGGACGAUAUUAUGCUGGAAGGCAGCUGCAGUGCGAGUUCUCGCCGGUCACGAGAUGGAAGACCGCGAUAUGUGGCCUGUUCGAUCGUCAGAAGUGUCCUAAAGGAAAACACUGCAAUUUCCUCCAUGUGUUCCGGAAUCCCACGCGAGAGUUCCUCAAGGCUGACCAGGACCUCCACCUGUCCCCCGACGGCAACGGCAGUUUCACCGGCCGGCUCUCGGAACGCUCGUGGUCACAGCGAGGCCACAGCCCCGACAGGUGGUCAUGGCGACGCUCAGCAAGGCGGAGCCGCAGCAGGAGUCAGGAGAGCAAGCGCUCGCGUCAGAGCUGGUGCACUAGAGCCGCCGGCCACACGCAGCGCAGACAACGGGGGAACCCAAGCAGAAGCCGGGAACGAGACCGGAGCAGAGGUCGCAGCAGAGGUCGCUCCCGUAGCAGAGGUCGCUCCCGGAGCAGAGAUCGGAGCAGAGGGCGUUCCCGGAGCAGAGACCGGAAUGGGGACAGGAGGCCCAGAGAGCGUUCCCCCACGACCAGAUCAGCAUGGAGAUCUGCAAGCACAUCUCACAGCACAGAGUCCUGCAGGAGGAGCCAGAGGAGGGACCGACAGAUCACGGAGGACCUCACGGACACCACCGCCACGCCGACCGCCACGCCGACACGCCACAAACACUCCAAGAGAAGCAAGAUCAUGGAGGACCUCACGGACACCACCGCCACGGACACCAUCGCCACGCCGACGCGCCACAAACACUCGAAGAGAAGCAAGAAGAAGAAGAGCAAGAAGAAGCACAAGAGGAAGAGGAGCAAAUCGCCGGGUGGAAGCUCAUCAGUGGAAUCUGGCAAAGACACUGAGGACGAAGGUGAUGCUCCGCUCCCUGCCCCGCAAGACCAGGGACCCCCUGAUCAACACGGUAUGGGACAGAGGGACGACUCCAACCAGCGUCCCCUCACAGAAGAACAGGACGUUUCCCAUCAGCCUCCCACUGUGGAGGAACAUGCUGGUUCUACAGAGGCUGAGGAGGAACAUGCUGGUUCUACAGAGGCUGAGGAGGAACAUGCUGGUUCUACAGAGGCUGAGGAGGAACAUGCUGGUUCUACAGAGGCUGAGGUGGUGCUCGCUGAUCCAGAAGGUCAAGUGAUCGCUCUCCCUGAUGUUCAAGAUCAACGUUUAGUAGAAGACACUUCUUAACUUCUGAAAAUGAAAAGCUGUUUGUGUUCAGACCGGUUACUUGGUAAAACUCAAAAGCCCAUGUGUGUGAAAUAAGUUCCAAUAUUAGGUGUCAUGCCACAAAUCGCUUUAUAUUGUGUGUUGUACAUAUAUGUAAAUAAAAUAUUUCUUAAAUACUU